UAGAUUUAAAGUUGUAUCAGACAUUUUUUUUUUUUUUUAGUAAAAGUGAAUUUAAACCUGGCAGUGGUAGGGUCUUAUCCUCCGCCCCAGGAGCUGCAACAGUGGCUGCUGGGGGCUGGAAACAGCGGAACUAAAGGAAGACGGAUCCUUCAGUUGCUGGGGCGGACGUGGGCCCAAUCUGUCCGUCCUUGCAAGUUUCCCCCAGGGCAGGGACUUAGACCUGUGGCAAAUUGAGGUUUUCCGGCACCGUCGGGGUCGUCGCUGGCUCGAGUUAGAAGACAGCCGAGAAAUCUUCGUGCCUCAGAAUUGUUGACCUCCAGAAUGCUUCGAUACCCAUAUUUUUGUAGAGUCUGUAAAACAUUUCUUUCAUGCUGGUUGGAAACUGGCAUGUGUAGUUUAGGUGUCAGGCCAAAAAAAAUACAUGUUACAGCAGAAACAUACAAUGAAUAUGAAGCCCAGGAGCAAACAGAUCAAACUGGAGCACAGGAGUUAAACAGAUCUCUUGAUAGAGAUUAUGAAGCUAUGAAUAAAUUACAUAUUCCAGUAAUGGUGGAUGAAGUUGUUCGUUGUUUGGCACCACAAAAAGGGCAGAUUUUUCUAGAUAUGACAUUUGGUUCAGGAGGACACACAAGAGCCAUUCUACAGAAGGAGUCAGAUAUUACUCUGUUCGUCUUAGACAGAGACCCGACAGCUUAUGCAAUAGCUGAACAGCUUUCAGAAUUCUAUCCUAAACAGAUCCGAGCUAUGCUAGGCCAGUUCAGCCAGGCAGAAGCCUUAUUAAUGAAAGCUGGAGUGCAACCAGGGACUUUGGAUGGAGUUCUUUUGGAUCUUGGUUGUUCCUCCAUGCAACUUGAUGCUCCUGAGAGAGGAUUUUCCCUUCGGAAGGAUGGCCCUUUGGACAUGAGAAUGGAUGGUGGCAGGUACCCUGACAUGCCCACCGCAGCUGAUGCUGUUAACGCUUUAGAUCAACAGGCACUUGCAUCCAUCCUGAGAACAUACGGGGAGGAGAAGCACGCCAAGAAAAUCGCUUCAGCAAUCGUUCAGGCACGCAGCAUCUACCCCAUCACCAGAACCCAACAGCUUGCCAGCAUUGUCGCAGGUGCAUUUCCUCCCUCUGCUACUUACGCACGGAAAGACGCACUGCAACGAUCUUCCCAUAUUGCUACCAAAGCUUUCCAAGCUUUUCGAAUAUUUGUGAACAAUGAACUCAAUGAACUUUACACAGGAUUGAAGACAGCUCAGAAGUUUCUGAGACCAGGCGGUCGCCUUGUUGCUCUCUCCUUCCAUUCACUAGAGGAUCGUAUUGUCAAAAGAUUCUUGCUUGGGAUAUGCAUUACAGAAAGAUUUAACCUAAGUGUUAGACAGAAGGUGAUACAAACAUUGCAGCUGGGAUCAAGUCAUGACAACAAAGAAAGAGUCUCAAUAGGAAGGGCCCCUUUAAUGUGGAAAUUGAUACACAAGAAGGUACUUACUCCAGAAGAUCAGGAUAUACAGGAUAAUCCCAGAGGGCGCUCAGCCAAGCUUAGAGCAGCUAUCAAAUUAUGAGAAAGUUAUCAUCUGAUCCUGUAAGUUUUCCCUUGCAGUUCCUCUUCAUAUUUUUCAUGUGAUAUUCCUGAACAUCUUAAUAUAAGUUUGGGAUAUAUAUAGAUAUAUACUAUAUAGGUGUGAAAAUUGAGGGCAUUUUGCAUUUUUUUCCCUAAAAAAGAAAAUGUUGGAAAUACUAGCAUGACACAGAAAAUUCAACUCAAGGAAGGGCAGCAUCUCAAAACAGAAAAAAAAUGUGUUUAUCUUAGCAUUGUAUUUGACUUUUGAAAUACAGUCCUUUAUCUAGGAAAUUAAACACAUACUAUGUAUAUUUAUCUAAAUACAUAAACUCAAACUGUCAAAAGAGAGAUUAUAUCUGCAUGCCAUAAAUUCUGAAUUUAGAUGCUCAGGUUUGCAACUGACCUUCAGUGGAUCAAAUAAUUAAUAAUGACCAGAGAAUUAAUUUUAAUUUCCCUACUUGGGAAUAAUUAAUUACUAUUAUAACUUCCUCAAAUGUAGGGAUUAUACAGAUUUAAAAUUUUCAAGUAUUAUUUAAAAAAUGCAUCAUACUGAUAAAUUUCACUGUUGAAAUUAUAGUGUUCAUUAUUUUAAAGGGAUUUCUCAGUGUGAUAUAUGCCAUAUUUUCAUACAUUGCAAAGUAAAAAUGUGGAGUUGCUCUAACAACCCUUACAGAAUGUUUCACAAAACUUAAAGUCAACUGUGUUUAUUUUAAUAAUAGCCCAGAAUGCUUGAUAAAUAAUAAACUCUCUAAUCAUUUGAAUUGUACAUAUUUUAAUUGAGAUAUUCAGAAUAAUUCAACAAGUCUAUCUGAAAUAGAAAAGUAUUUGAUGUGUUCAAGGUAUUAAAAAAUCAUUGGACCCUUAAUAUUUUUACUUAAAGAUGUUAAUUUUGAUUAUCAAAUAUUUAUUCAGGAGAUAUUCACUAGGUAGAGUAUACUCUAACAAAUUGAUGAGAUGGAUUCAUAAUUCACAUAUCAACUUUUUAUAUGUAAAGAUGAACCUCUAACUAAUUCAGUUAUUCAGCAGGUACUGAACUAGGCAGAAAAACAAAGUUCAGUAAAAUACACAUAGCCCACAGUACCUGUCCAAUGGAGUUUAUUUUAGUGGAGGAGAGUGACAGUAGUUAAAUAAUUAGAAAAAUUAUUAUAAAAUUGACACAGUAGUAAAUGCUACAAAGAAGCAGUACAGGUAUUGUAAGAACAUCUAGGAAGAAUUCAUCUACUGAAGAAAGUCAUGUCUGAUGAUGUGGUGCUUGAAUUAUGACCUAAAACUUGACUAAGAGAUACUCAAAGGAUGCAUGAACAUGCUGAUCAAAGGUCCAUGUGACUGUUUUCUUAUGUAAUUAUCCUUGAAAUCAUAUUUAUACUAUUAAUUUGCUCAGAAAACUAUUCAAAUACAGGGAAACUUAACCUUAGUUAUUAUUAAAAACUCUAAGUUGGUGAAUACAAGUAAGUAGGUAUCAGAACAACUGUGUGGGAAAUAUAUAAGAAUUAAUACUUGAAUUUACCUCAGAUUACUUUAUCUACCUCUGUAAUAUUUAACUUUUGUUGCCAAGUUUGUUUACCACAUUUACUUUGCAGACUUUAUUCUAAUCUUAACAAUCUGCAGUGAAAUCAGAAUUAGAAAAUAUGCUAGAGAAUAUGCUUAAAUUAGAAACAAAUGAGUGCACAUAGGUUAAUCCCCUAAAUCCUUCCUGAAAAAUUUUACAAGUUUCUCUGUUUAAGUCGUACUUACGAAUGAGAAAGAUUCCCACAGCCAAAUCCCCAUCUGAGAUUAGAAAAUAAGAUAUCAUACUCUUAAUAUCCAGCAGUGAUUUGUCAAUUAUUUUUGGAUCCUGUAUAGUAUGGAAUUUUUUCUUUAAUGUUAAAUGGAAACUGACUGCACUGAAUUGAAUAGUGCCCCCCAAAGUUCAUGUCCUUUCCAGAACCUCAGAAUGUGAUUUUAUUUGGAAAUACCAUCAUUGCAGAUGCAAGUAGUUAGGAUGAGGUCAUAUUUGAACAGGGCAGGCCCUUAAUCCAACAUGUCUGGCAUCCUGAGAAAAGAGUGACAGAGACACAGUAGAACACCACAUGAAGACAGAGGCAGAGGCUGGAGUGAAAUAUUUACAAGCCAAAGGACACCAAAGAUUACUGGCAGCCAUCAGAAGAUAGGAGAGAAGCAUGGAAUAGAUUCUCCUGCAGAAUCUUAGGUAGGAACCAACUCUGCUGACACCUUGAUUUCAGACUUCCAGCCUCCAGCACAGUGAAAGAAUAAAUUUCUGCUGUUGUAAGCCACCCAUUUUGUUGUAAUUUGUUCCAACAGCACUAGGAAAAUAACACUGUGACACAAAAAUGUCUUGAAUAAUGUGCAUGAAAAAAAUCCUUCUUCGAUAAACACAAAAUAGGUUUUAAAACAUUGUAGUGUAAAAAUAUAUUAGUUAUUUUCUGUAAUUAGGCUGUUCACUAGAAUCAUUCUUGCCUACUUCUUAGUCUUUGUAGUAGGAUGCUUAAUAAAAUACAUGAUGAGUUUUAAAUGGUUAACUCUGGAAAAUCGUUUUGGGAAAUUCAAAUAGUACAUUCAGAAAAUAAAAACUGAUUAUUCAACUGAUGUGCAUGUCUUUUCUAAUAAAAUAUAAAGAAUAUAAAAUAAGCAGUUUCACGUUUCUCAAUCUCUAUCGACUGCCUUCUAUCAAUCAUUUUUAAUAUAGC
Messenger RNA from Manis javanica (Malayan pangolin), 4231 nucleotides. It is a transcript of the gene METTL15, whose product is annotated as methyltransferase 15, mitochondrial 12S rRNA N4-cytidine. Lineage: Eukaryota; Metazoa; Chordata; Mammalia; Pholidota; Manidae. Gene Ontology annotation, molecular function: rRNA (cytosine-N4-)-methyltransferase activity. The record is from RefSeq and is a predicted model, not a curated record. Gene Ontology annotation, biological process: rRNA base methylation.